AUGACGGUCUUGUUCCCAGGAUCAGCUACCGGCAUACUUCCGGCCGAGAUCCACGCAAGCGCAAAGUUCAAGAAGUUAGACAUCACCUUCGACAAAGACGUGCCUCCAACCUCCAGCGACAACAAUCGAAGCAACACAUCUCGCACGUUCAAGUUGUCGAUCGACCUUAGUCAGAUCCGCGGCGUACGCAGGCUCACCACCACUGAUCAGCAGAUUGCGGUGGUGGUUGACAUUCAGAUGCCGCCGAUAGUGUAUCGCAAAGCCUGGCAAGUGCGAGACACGCACAAUGCAAAGGUGCCAUCCUGGAAUGAGUCUCAGAGCUGGUUGCGUCAGACAAGCAUCGACAACGAUUCGCGCGCAGGCGAAGCUCCAACACAGCUACGAAGGCGAAGCGUCAUAGUCGACGUCGCUCGGUGGCUGACUUACAGACUCGAGUUCAGCAAAGAACAUACUGAAUCAAGUAGUUUUCGCAAUCUCAUUGAUUUGCUGGUCUCGACCAACGUGGCCAUUACCGAUGAUCAAGGCUUGCGAUUCAGCUUCGCAACCGCAGAAGGAUUGUGGAAGUGGGCACCGGACUCGCCUGAACUACAAGUCACCAUGCACAACAUUGUAGAGAUUCUCACGUUCGAUGUACGCUAUCAGUUCGAGGCAUGCCUAAGCCAGGGUAUUUUCCAUGAGUGCAACAUCCGAACCGAGUUUCUCAAGAAGCUGGCAGACCUUGAACCUGCCAGAGCCACCAAGCUGCUGGAGAAAGCUUUAGAUGGACGGAGACGCUUUUUUGAACCAAUAGAUGUCUUUCGCCUGCUUAAUGAGGUCAGCACUAUUGAGAAGAAACGCCCGUCGUACUGUGCCAAGAUCCGGGCUGCGGUAAUCACUCCAACAAGCCUGAUCAUCUCAACGCCGGUGGUAGAAACCACCAACCGCAUCAUCAGGAAGUAUGAACAUAUCGUCGACCACUUCCUCAGAGUUAAAUUCACGGACGAGAGGUACAAAGGCAAAGUUAUGAACAAUUCGGACAAUAAUCAAGACGAGAUCUUCACCCGUGUCAAGCGCACACUGCAGAACGGCAUACAGAUUGCCGGUAGGCACUACGAUUUUCUCGCUUUCGGUAACUCGCAGUUUCGGGAGAAUGGCGCCUACUUCUUCGCAUCGACCCCUGACCUAUCCGCGGCUGAUAUACGAGUAGCGAUGGGUACUUUUACGCACAUUACCACAGUAGCCAAGUACGCUUCAAGGCUUGGCCAGUGCUUCUCGACCACCAGAGGCCUGUCAUACAGGGUUCGGGUCGAUGCGCUCGCGGACAUUACGCGCAAUGGCUACACAUUCACAGAUGGUGUUGGCAAGGUCUCACCAUUCAUAGCACAGAUGGUCGCGCAAACUUUCGGCUUCCCAAAUGCCUUUGUUGACUAUCCGUCCGUUAUUCAGUUCCGGCUUGGUGGCUACAAAGGCGUGCUUGCGGUCGACCCAACGCUCACCGGCAAGGACAACAUGGUGAUCCAGACACGGCCGAGCCAGAUGAAGUUCCCCGCGGUGUAUCACGGCUUAGAGAUAUGCCGUUUGUCACAGUUUACAGCAGCGUAUCUGAACCAGCAGAUUAUUUUGGUACUCAGCGCGCGAGGUGUCGAGGACAAGGUGUUCGUGGUCAAGGUGCAGCAAGCGCUCAAAGAUUUGCAGGAUGCCAUGAUCGACGAGGACAAGGCGAAGGACCAACUCUGCAAGAAGAUUGACUACAAUCACACCACCCUUGUGCUUGCGCAGAUGAUUGACGAUGGCUUUAUGGCGGUUCGAGAUCCGUUCAUGAUGUCCUGCAUGAGACUGUGGCGCUCGUGGAUGGUGAAGUACCUCAAGGAGAAGGCUCGAAUCUUCGUUGACGAGGGCGCCUUCGUUCUUGGCUGCACUGAUGAGACGACUACGUUGAGGGGUGAUUUUAAUGCGGACAAUCAUACGGUUGACCUCACGGACGCUACGCCGCUGCCUGAGAUCUUUCUUCAGAUACCCGACGUUGCGAAGAAAGGAAGCUAUGUGGCAGUAAAGGGUGUUUGCUUGCUGGCGCGGAACCCUUCGCUGCAUCCGGGUGAUAUAAGAGUCGUGCGCGCCAUCGACGUGCCCGCCCUGCACCAUCUCAAAAACUGUGUCGUGCUUCCGCAGACUGGAGAUCGUGAUCUGGCCAAUAUGUGCUCCGGCGGCGACCUUGACGGAGACGACUUCCUUGUGAUCUGGGACAAGCAGCUGAUUCCACCGGAGUGGUACCAUUCCCCAAUGGACUACCAGGCACCAGAGCCUGUGAAAGCUGAGCUACCGAUCACUGUAGAUGCUAUCACCUCUUUCUUUGUGACGUACAUGAAGCACAACAACGUCGGUAUCAUAGCUUGCGCGCACAGAUACACCGCAGACGACGGGUUCAGUGAGGGUGUCAAGGACUUCAAGUGUCUGCAGCUUGCGCAGCUCCACUCCAUGGCCGUGGAUUAUAUGAAGACCGGAGUCCCAGCAGUGAUGCCAAAUGAACUGCGAGUCAGAAAGUAUCCUCAUUGGGCUGAGCGCCCUGGAAAGUCAUCUUACCACUCCAGGAGAGUGCUCGGCCAGCUCUACGACGCGGUGCAGCGUAUCGACUUGCAGCCGGCCUGGGACUUGCCUUUCGACGAGCGCAUCCUCAGCGCGUACCAGCUCGACGCUGUUCUGCUUCAGGCUGCAUCAGAGGUUAAGGUACGCUACGACGAAGCUGUCCAACGCAUUAUGGCUCAGUACGGUGUUGAGAAUGAGUUUGAGAUCUGGACGACCUUCGUCCGUUCUCACAAUCAAGACGAGAAUGAUUACAAGUUCACGGAGAAACUUGGCGAGACCGUGACGACGCUCAAGCAGUACUACCAAGAGACGUGCUACGAGAAGGCUGGAACAAGCGCACAGGAGCGUGAUUGGACAAAGAUCGCUCCCUUCAUUGCAGCCAUGUACACUAUUACCGCCAAGGAGGUGUCAUCAGCCUUUGAGGAGUCGCAAAAGACGGUGCUGAGGGCUGGCCAAUACGUGCCACGGUCUUCCUCGACCGUCGCGAAUAUGCCUUUCAUGUCCUUUCCGUGGAUCUUUGCGCACGAGCUUGGCUUCAUUGCG
Molecule: messenger RNA, 3105 nt
Organism: Baudoinia panamericana UAMH 10762
Lineage: Eukaryota; Fungi; Ascomycota; Dothideomycetes; Mycosphaerellales; Teratosphaeriaceae
Exons: 1
Biological process (GO): siRNA processing
Cellular component (GO): nuclear RNA-directed RNA polymerase complex
Molecular function (GO): RNA-directed RNA polymerase activity
Source: RefSeq, a predicted model, not a curated record